Molecule: messenger RNA, 1969 nt
Organism: Spea bombifrons (plains spadefoot toad)
Lineage: Eukaryota; Metazoa; Chordata; Amphibia; Anura; Pelobatidae
Product: keratin, type I cytoskeletal 47 kDa-like
Exons: 8
Coding region: 39-1574 (511 amino acids)
Molecular function (GO): structural molecule activity
Source: RefSeq, a predicted model, not a curated record
UCCACUCUUUUGGGAAGGCGCUACAUUGCUUUGGUAAAAUGUCGGUUCGUUCUUCCAGGGUAUCAAGCCAAAAGGUUGUUGGUGGUAGCAGUAGCGGCUAUUCCUCUCGUAGAAGCGGCGCUAGUGUAAAUUUUGGCGGUGGGUCUUGUGGAAACCAGAAUUGGUAUAAUGCCCAAGGAGGUGGUCCUGGUUUUAACGUUGGUGGUGGCCAAGACAUGGCUUAUGGUGGAGGAGGUUUUGGUGGCGUUGUAGGAGGAGGUUAUGGUGGUAAUGCAGGUGGAGGUUGGGGUGGCGCAGGUGGAGCUUUUGGUGGUGGUGCAGGUGGAGCUUUUGGUGGUGGUGCAGGUGGGGGUUUUGAUCAAUUUGGUGGUGGCUUUUAUGGAGGAGGAGGAGGAGGAGGAGGAGGAGAUGGUGCAUUUGGUGGAAGAGAGGGCCUUUUUUCUGCAAGUGAAAAAGAAACAAUGCGAAACCUAAAUGAUCGCUUGGCGGCAUACCUGGACAAAGUGCGUGCUCUGGAAGCGGCAAAUGCUGACCUUGAAGCAAAAAUUAAGGAAUGGUACGAGAAGAAUCGUCCAGGAACCACUACAUUAGAGAAAAAUGACUAUAGUAAAUACUUUGAAACUAUUAAAGAACUUCAAACCCAGAUUCAAACGGUAACUGUUGAAAAUGCCACUGUUAUUCUGGAAAUUGACAAUGCCAGGCUGGCAGCCGAUGACUUCAGGAUUAAGUGGGAGAAUGAACUGCAUCUGCGCCAGAAUGUAGAGGCGGAUAUUAAUGGACUUCGCAAGGUCCUUGAUGAGCUGACUCUGACCAACAGUGACUUGGAGUCACAGGUUGAAAGCCUGACCGAGGAGUUGGAUUAUCUCAAGAAGAAUCAUGAGGAGGAAAUGAAGUCUCAGCAGACCACCACGGUUGGCGACGUCAACGUCGAGAUGGAUGCCGCUCCUGGGAAAGACCUCACACAGAUUCUCAAUGAAAUGAGAGCGGACUACGAAGCCAUUGCUGAGAGGAACCGCCGCGCAGUAGAGGACGACUUUAAGAAAAGGAGUGAAAAUGUAAAACAGGAGAUUACGACAGGCGUGCAAACAAUUCAGACCUCCAAAACAGAGGUUACUGAUCUGAAGAGGGAACUCCAGCAACUAGAAAUGGAGCUAACGUCUCAGUACGCCAUGAAAAAAUCUUUGGAGGAGCAGUUGGCAUCAACCGAAGGAAACUACUGCAUGCAAUUAUCACAACUCCAGAACCAAAUCAGUAUUUUAGAAGAGGAGCUGGCAUCGCUGAAGAAUGAGGUCGAGUGUCACAAAUCAGAAUACGAGCUGCUUCUGGAAAUCAAGACCCGUCUGGAGCAAGAAAUAGAGAAAUACAAGCAGCUACUGGAAGGAGGGGAUUCUCAGAUCAGCGUUGGAACUGGGACAGGAGCCGGAACAGGAUCCCGGUCACAAACCGGCAGUUCCAGUACUCAAGGCACAAGAUCAGGAAGUAGCACAAGCCAAACUUCAACACGAGUCUCAAGCGCCCCCACCCAAUCUCCCAGGAGCUACACAACUCAAAGCCCAAGAACCGGUAAAAUCUAGGAAGAUUAAGAUAAUCAAAGAAACAAUCAUUGAUGGGAAAACCAUAGCCACCGAGAUAGAGGAAAGCGAAGAAUUGCUUGAUUAAGAAUGCACAAUGCAAUGGAAGAAGCAUGGGAAAAUAUAUUACGUCUUUUAGCUGCCUGCUAUUGGUACUAGGGGUUUUUUUUUUCUCUUCCUUUUGGUGGAUAUAAACUUUAUGUAUAACUAAAAAAAUAUAUCUUUUGCAAUUCAAUAAACCUUUUCUGAUGCAUGUUCAAAAAAGACUAAUCAUUGACAAGGUUGUUUCAUGGUUCAAAACAUGGCAUUUAAGAUUACGUAUCUCACUCUGUCAUAAUGACCCAGUUAUAAUAUUUAAAACCAUUUUAAAAUAUUCUGAAAUUGAAAUACUUUGGCUA